Sitodiplosis mosellana (orange wheat blossom midge) is the source of this 1113-nucleotide messenger RNA. RefSeq names its product pyridoxal phosphate homeostasis protein. NCBI's taxonomy places the organism in Eukaryota, Metazoa, Arthropoda, Insecta, Diptera, Cecidomyiidae. The transcript is spliced from 5 exons. The coding region runs from base 128 to 901 and encodes 257 amino acids. Gene Ontology annotation, cellular component: intracellular anatomical structure. The record is from RefSeq and is a predicted model, not a curated record. Gene Ontology annotation, molecular function: pyridoxal phosphate binding.
UAAAUGUGACACUCGCGCACAUAAAAUCAAUUAAAAUCAGUUUUUGAUAACAAUAUCAACACAAAUCCUAAAAGAAAAAGUCUUUGGGCACAAAAUUGGAGUAGAUUUUUGGUUUUGCAAUCAUCAAAUGAUAAAUCGCAUCAUGGCAAACGUUGACGUUAAAUUGGGUAUUAAGCACAUUCUGGAACGAGUCGAACAGGCAUAUUCGAAGAGAAGCCCGGAUAUUCGAAAUGCAAAACCAUCAUUGGUGGCUGUCAGUAAAACCAAGCCGAUUGAAAUGAUUGUCGAUGCAUAUUCAGCUGGACAACGACAUUUUGGAGAAAACUAUGUGAAAGAACUGUGGGAGAAGAGCACAAGUGAAUUGAUCAACGCACAGUGUCCGGAUAUUUGCUGGCAUUUCAUCGGUCAUUUACAAUCGAGUUCAGUUAAUAAGCUGUUAAAAGUACCACGAUUGGACAUGGUAGAAACCCUCGACAGCAUCAAAUUAGCCAAUGAAUUAAAUAAGAAAUGGGGAAACGUUUCGCCAAAUAAACCACUCAAAGUCUUGGUACAAGUGAAUACUAGUCAAGAAGAAGCAAAAAGCGGUAUUGAACCAAGCGCUGUGACUGACUUAUAUCGGCAUAUCACUGAAAAUUGCAAGCAUUUGUUGCCGAAAGGAGUAAUGACAAUUGGAAAAUUUGGAUACGACUAUUCUCUUGGUCCAAAUCCAGAUUUCGUAUGCCUCUUAGAUUGCCACAAAAAUGUUUGCGAUACGUUCAACUUAUCACCGGAAGACGUACACAUUUCGAUGGGCAUGUCAGACGACUUUGAACAAGCGAUUGAAAUGGGCAGCACAAUUGUUCGAGUUGGUUCGUCUAUUUUUGGAUAUAGACCAAAGAAAAUUGAUGGAGCUGAUGCGUAAACGUUAUGACAGAAAAUGCUUUGCAAUUAUUUACAACAUACCGAUUGGAAUAUGAUUCACUAACACCCAACACAAACUCUUCCUUGUACAUACAUAUGAAUUACCUUUUGAAUGGUUAAAUUUUGCUCUGAUGUAAUGUAAAUGUUAUUCAAUAGAGAAAAUAGCAAAUGGCGCUAAUUAUUAUGAAUAAACUUCUGGCUACAGCAAACAUA